This is a messenger RNA of Sinocyclocheilus grahami, 504 nucleotides long. RefSeq names its product bone morphogenetic protein 1-like. The coding region runs from base 19 to 369 and encodes 116 amino acids. The record is from RefSeq and is a predicted model, not a curated record. Lineage: Eukaryota; Metazoa; Chordata; Actinopteri; Cypriniformes; Cyprinidae. The transcript is spliced from 3 exons.
AUUCUGAACUUUACAUCUAUGGAUUUAUACCGGAGUCAUUUGUGCUGGUAUGAUCAUGUGGAGAUCAGAGAUGGAUAUUGGAGGAAAGCACCACUGAAAGGUCGAUUUUGUGGGGAUAAAUUACCGGAGCCAAUCGUCUCUACAGACAGUCGCCUGUGGAUUGAGUUUCGCAGCAGCAGCAACUGGGUGGGGAAGGGCUUCUCUGCUGCUUACGAAGCUAUUUGCGGUGGGGAGGUGAAGAAAGACAAUGGUCAGAUUCAGUCUCCGAACUACCCAGAUGACUACAGACCUAAUAAAGUCUGUGUGUGGAAGAUCACUGUGGCUCAGGGUUACCAUGUAGGCCUUACCUUCCAGUCGUUUGAGGUAUGAUUAAAAAAGUUGUUAUUACUGCAUUAUAAGCAUGUAAUUAAUUGCUUAUACACUGUUAUAGUGUUAGAGUGUGUCCUAAACAAGAAAAGACAGUGUAUAUCCAGAAAUAAACAUUAAAGGGUUAGUUCACCCAAA